AUAACUGUGACACUCACUCCUUUGUGCUUCACUGGGCACAGAACAGCCACCAGCCCCAAGAGCAGCUCUAGGCUGGGUCUGCUCUGGACACAGGAGCAGAGAGUGGGCAGACCAAGCAGGGGUGCUGAGCAUGGAGGAAAGUUGGGAGGCUGAGCACAGCUAAAGUCCAGAGCUCCCCAUGCCCUCGACUUCUCUGUGGACUCCAGCAAGGACCAUCCCAUCUCAGGAUGAAUCUGCCUCUGGGGCCAAGACUCCUGCCAGGCCCGGCCCAGGAACCCAGCUGCAAGGCCACCCCAGCGCCACCCAGCAGGUGGGACAGCUCCCAGAGCAGCAUCUCCAGCCUGGACCAGCUUCUGCCCACAAGCCCCACGGCAGCUGCGGCUGAGGCUGCUGCCUGGGUCCCCUUCCCCACCGUUGAUGUUCCAGACCACGCCCACUACACCCUAGGCACAGUGAUCCUGCUGGUGGGGCUCACGGGGAUGCUGGGCAAUCUGACAGUCAUCUAUACCUUCUGCAGGAGCAGAGGCCUCCGGACACCUGCCAACAUGUUCAUUAUCAACCUCGCAGUCAGCGACUUCCUCAUGUCCAUCACCCAGGCCCCGGUCUUCUUCGCCAGCAGCCUCUAUAAGCAUUGGCUCUUUGGGGAGACAGCCUGUGAGUUCUAUGCCUUCUGUGGAGCUCUCUUUGGCAUCUCCUCCAUGAUUACCCUGAUGGCCAUCGCUCUGGACCGCUACCUGGUGAUCACACGCCCGCUGGCCACCUUCGGUGUGGUGUCCAAGAGGCGGGCAGCGUUUGUCCUGCUGGGCGUCUGGCUCUAUGCACUGGCCUGGAGCCUGCCACCCUUCUUUGGCUGGAGUGCCUACGUGCCCGAGGGGCUGCUGACAUCCUGCUCCUGGGACUACAUGAGCUUCACACCUUCCGUCCGAGCCUACACCAUGCUUCUCUGCUGCUUCGUGUUCUUCCUCCCGCUGCUGGUCAUCGUCUACUGCUACAUCUUCAUCUUCAGGGCCAUCCGGGAGACAGGCCGGGCUCUGCAGACCCUUGGGGCCUUUGAGGGCAGCGAUGAGUCCCCAUGGCAGCAGCAGAGGCUGCAGAACGAGUGGAAGAUGGCUAAGAUCACGCUGCUGGUCAUCGUUCUCUUUGUGCUCUCCUGGGCCCCCUAUUCUGCUGUGGCUCUGGUGGCCUUUGCUGGGUACGCGCACGUCCUGACGCCCUACAUGAGCUCAGUGCCAGCUGUCAUCGCCAAGGCCUCUGCCAUCCAUAACCCCAUCAUUUACGCCAUCACCCACCCCAAGUACAGGGUGGCCAUCGCCCAGCACCUGCCCUGCCUGGGGGUGCUGCUGGGUGUGUCAGCCCAGCACAGCCGCCCCUACCCCAGCUACCGCUCCACCCACCGUGCCACGCUGACCAGCCAGGCCUCUGACCUCAGCUGGAUCUCUGGACGGAGGCGCCAAGAGUCCCUGGGCUCUGAAAGUGACGUGGGCUGGACAGACAUGGAGGCAGCAGCUGCGUGGGGGGCUGCCCAGCAAGUGAAUGGACGGUUCCCCUUCGGUCAGGCCCUGGAGGACGUGGAAGCCAAAGCCCCUCCCAGGUCGCAGGGACUGGAAGCUGAGACUCCCAGGAAGACCAAGGGACUGCUCCUCAGCCUGGACCCCAGGAUGUAGGACACCCAUAGGCUCUCCCUUUCUUCAGGGACAUGUCCAGCCCCCUGCCAUCUCCGUCACACACACAGACCCACACACAGAAUUAUCCCAUGAGUCUGCAAGCUUUGAAAGUGGGACUGUCACCUGUGCUAUGCUGCAUUCAUGGCCCCGGCCCCAUGUCCCCUCCCCACACCACAAAACUCCUGCCCUGUAAUGUGGUCUGCACCCACUUCUCAGCUCAGCAGCUGAACCCCAGGCUCAGCCUGCACAGCGUGUGCCUGGGCCCUCCCACUUCCCGGAGUCAUCCACCUCUCCUCAAAUGCUGUGUGCUGUGAUUGUCCAGGCGAUGACAAUGGCGAUGGCUCCAGGGGACACACCAGCUAUUUAUAAGCGAGGGAUCUCGGCCAGCCUCUGUGCCCGGGCUGGCAUUUCACUGGCUUGUGAAGGCCA
Molecule: messenger RNA, 2093 nt
Organism: Galeopterus variegatus (Sunda flying lemur)
Lineage: Eukaryota; Metazoa; Chordata; Mammalia; Dermoptera; Cynocephalidae
Gene: OPN4
Product: opsin 4
Exons: 10
Coding region: 228-1664 (478 amino acids)
Biological process (GO): G protein-coupled receptor signaling pathway; visual perception
Cellular component (GO): membrane
Molecular function (GO): G protein-coupled receptor activity
Source: RefSeq, a predicted model, not a curated record